GGGCAUAGACUUUUGGAUUUAGAACGUUGUAAGGGUUGAUUUCAAAAUGUUGCGUAGAACUUUCAGACAAUUUUUGGGCUACAUCCCCAUUAACCCAGACACCUCGCCCAUGGUGGCCUACAGCCAAUACCACUGGCAUUACAACCUCCCACAGGGGAUGGAACGUCCGCAUAGCGUCAAUCGGACCCUUCCCGCACCUUUUCAAAGCAUGCACAGCUCGGUAAAUAAAUAUCGUGGGGUGUGGGUUCCAAACGAGAUGGAUCUUUCUUUUCUCGUCGCCUUGGAGCCUCAGCUAAAAAAGCUUCCUCACGGUCGAUGCGUCCCACGAACUCCGGUGGAAGAGGUGGUGUCGGAAUUCACCAAACUUACCCCACUUAUUGAGGACCAGGAGGCAAAAGACGCAUGGCUUGCUAAGAUAUUCCAGCAUUGCGGCUUUCAACGAAAAGGAGAUCCGGCAAUGGAAUUGUGGGAGCUAUAUUGUAGGCCGCGGUUUAUGGAUGGAACGGAAAAGCCAUCUCUUCCAUUAAUCAGCGCAAUUCUCUUUGCUUGUAGUAAGUCCAACCACGUCGGGUGGAAGGCGAUCUUCGAGAAAUGUCUAAAGCAUGGGUGGAACUACACUCCACACUUUGAUACACCUCAAUGGAGUUCCCUGCUGAAAAGCGUAGGAAGACAAGGUGAUGAAGAAGGUGUCCAACUGAUUUUGGAAGAAAUGUUGGAUGUACAGGCGGAUUUGGAUCGAAUAACCGCUCGAUCAAUAGUUAUAGCACUUAAUGCUGUGAAAGAUGCGGCUAUUUAUAACUUCGUCAAAAAAUACCUUUUCCAUUUUGGAGAGCGAAAGGUGAAGUUUCUGCGCAUAACAUACUCUGAUUUGCGCGGGCAUGGUGCCACCAAACUUCGAGUUCCUCUAGUGGAAAACGAUGCGAUGUAUUACCAUGUGUGCUGGCAUGCUAGCAUUCGUUUACCAAGGCAGUUUUCACCCCGGCAGCUAUACUUUGAUUAUACACCAUCCGCUUUUUCUACGAACAUGCACAGCCCUAACGCCAAGAUUGACGAUAUUGUGAAGGACAAGAUUGAAAAGUGGAAACUAGAGGGACUCCUUCCAGAGGAUUAUGUACAUGAAGAUCGCGUGUACGAUCGCACCACCGCAUUCAAGAAUAUUUCAAGAAUAGAAAGGUGGAAAAAGGGCCCACGCCUAGCCAAAAGCAAGCGUUUAGGCUACACUGGUGACUAAAAUAUGCAAGAGUUCUUUAAGAAAUUGGUAUAUCAAAACUGUAAAUUAGCCCUCUUUGAUAUCACCUAUGUGCGAAGAGUCUCUGUAAACAAAGCCAAGGCGUAUCUACGUAAAA
This is a messenger RNA of Phytomonas sp. Hart1, 1346 nucleotides long. The record is from the annotation of a GenBank genome assembly. Lineage: Eukaryota; Euglenozoa; Kinetoplastea; Trypanosomatida; Trypanosomatidae.